Messenger RNA from Clarias gariepinus (North African catfish), 1813 nucleotides. Its product is annotated as septin-7. The record is from RefSeq and is a predicted model, not a curated record. Gene Ontology annotation, molecular function: GTPase activity; GTP binding; molecular adaptor activity. Bases 14 to 1423 code for a protein of 469 amino acids. Lineage: Eukaryota; Metazoa; Chordata; Actinopteri; Siluriformes; Clariidae. The transcript is spliced from 13 exons. Gene Ontology annotation, cellular component: septin ring; cell division site; septin complex. Gene Ontology annotation, biological process: cilium assembly; cytoskeleton-dependent cytokinesis.
CCCACCUUACAUCAUGUCCUGUAGUGUUUUAUUCCUCACCUACACCAGGUGUUAUACAGAACCAGUGGACUUUGUCCUGUGCAUUGAUUCAAGUCCACUUUCUAUCACUGUAUCUUCACCGUGCGUUAUAUAUUUUUUUCUCUCUCCGCAGCAACAGAAGAACCUGGAGGGAUAUGUGGGCUUCGCAAACCUCCCCAACCAGGUUUACAGAAAGUCCGUGAAGAGAGGCUUUGAGUUCACGCUAAUGGUCGUGGGAGAGUCGGGGCUGGGGAAGUCGACCCUCAUCAACUCGCUGUUCCUUACAGAUCUGUACUCUGCAGAGUAUCCUGGGCCUUCUCACAGAAUCAAGAAGACCGUACAGGUGGAACAGUCCAAGGUGCUGGUAAAAGAGGGCGGAGUGCAGCUGCUGCUCACCAUCGUGGACACGCCGGGAUUCGGGGACGCCGUAGACAACAGCAACUGCUGGCAACCCGUGAUCGACCACAUCGACAGCAAGUUUGAGGAUUACCUCAACGCCGAGUCGCGCGUCAACAGACGGCAGAUGCCCGACAACAGAGUGCACUGCUGCCUGUACUUCAUCGCCCCCUCUGGACACGGACUGAAGCCGCUGGACAUCGAGUUCAUGAAGCGGUUACACGAAAAAGUCAACAUCAUCCCGCUCAUCGCCAAAGCCGACACACUCACUCCAGAGGAGUGCCAGCAGUUCAAGAAGCAGAUAAUGAGGGAAAUCCAGGAGCACAAAAUCAAAAUCUACGAGUUCCCCGAAACAGACGAUGAAGAGGAGAACAAGCUGGUGAAGAAGAUUAAGGACCGGCUGCCGCUGGCCGUCGUCGGCAGUAACACCAUCAUCGAGGUGAACGGGAAGCGUGCGAGAGGGAGGCAGUACCCGUGGGGUGUGGCCGAAGUCGAGAACGGCGAGCACUGUGACUUCACGAUCUUACGGAACAUGCUAAUCAGAACCCACAUGCAGGACCUGAAGGACGUGACUAAUAACGUUCACUACGAGAACUACCGCAGCAGGAAGCUCGCAGCCGUCACCUACAACGGAGCCGACAACAACAAGAGCACCGGCCAGCUCACCAAACUUGAGACAGAUGAUGGCAUGAGUCCACUGGCGCAGAUGGAGGAGGAGAGGAGAGAGCACGUGGCCAAGAUGAAGAAGAUGGAGAUGGAGAUGGAGCAGGUGUUUGAGAUGAAGGUGAAGGAGAAGCUCCAGAAGCUGAAAGAAUCCGAGAUGGAGCUGCAGCGGCGUCAUGAGCAGAUGAAGAAGAACCUGGAGGCUCAGCAUAAAGAGCUGGAGGAGAAGAGGAGGCAGUUUGAGGAUGAGAAGGUCAACUGGGAGACUCAGCAACGCCUGAUGGAGCAGCAGAAACUCGACGCCUCUAGGACUUUGGAGAAAAACAAGAAGAAGAAGAUCUUUUAAAAAGUGUUUUACCCAACACGAUGUUAUCAGUUGCCAAUAAAACAAUGCCAGCCUGGACUGUCUGUCGGUCACGCAUAACGAAAUAUCCCCUCCCUCCCUCCCAGUGUGUGUCUGUGUGUGUGAUGAAAGGACAGCUUUACUUGAUGAGGACGCCAGUCUUAUUGACGUCCUGCCUUUUUUUCCUCGUUGUUUUCUUCACCCUGACCCCUAGUCCGAUUCGUAAUGAUGAGUUCACGAGACAUUUAUAAUAAACACACACACGAAUGUAAAGCAGGUUUACCACGACCUCCAGGGAAUAAAAACAAGUUCACAUUUAACCCCUAUUUUUACAAAUAAGAUGAAAUUUACAGUAGGAAUAGAAAGAGAACUGUAUCAUUGUUUUGUUUAAAA